This is a messenger RNA of Arabis nemorensis, 2313 nucleotides long. NCBI's taxonomy places the organism in Eukaryota, Viridiplantae, Streptophyta, Magnoliopsida, Brassicales, Brassicaceae. The record is from the annotation of a GenBank genome assembly.
AUGUUGGUUCAGGAUCGUGCGGCUUCGUCUCCACACAAGCCGACUAAAUCUCAGAUCAGAGAAUUACCUACUCAUCAACAGAUCCGACGUUUCAGUGAACCCAAAAAUCUAGAUUUUUCCUCUUGGGUUUCAGAGAAUCUCUCGAGAAUCGCUGUCUUUUCUCUCUUCAUCGUCACCAUAGCAGCUUUCUUCUUCCUUUACAACACCACCGACACUGCUUCUCUCCUUUGUUUCCAGUCACAGUCAACUCAGUCGCUUCAAUCUCUCUCUCGUCCUCAAAUCAAGUGGAAUUCGAUCCAGGUUGUCCCCGACAAGACCUCACCGUACGCUAAUUUCUUGACGGAGAAAUGGAUCGUUGUGUCGGUGACCAAGUACCCGACCCAGGAGCUCAAGAGUUUGGUGAAGAUCCGUGGAUGGCAGGUUCUAGCGAUCGGAAACUCAAUGACCCCGAAGGAUUGGAGUCUCAAAGGUGCGAUCUUUUUGUCUCUUGAUGCUCAAGCCGAAUUGGGUUAUCGAGUUUUAGAUCACUUGCCUUACGAUUCUUAUGUGCGGAAGAGUGUCGGUUACUUGUUCGCGAUCCAGCAUGGUGCGAAGAAGAUCUACGAUACAGAUGAUCGUGGUAAAGUGAUUGAUGGAGAUCUAGGGAAGUAUUUUGAUGUAGAGUUAGUUGGUGAAGAUGCUAAGCAAGAACCGAUUUUGCAGUAUAGUCACGAAAACCCGAAUAGGACUGUGGUUAAUCCGUACAUUCAUUUCGGACAACGUUCGGUUUGGCCUAGAGGUUUGCCGUUAGAGAAUGUAGGUGAGAUCAAUCAUGAGGAGUAUUAUACUGAGGUUUUUGGUGGUAAGCAGUUUAUACAGCAAGGGAUUUCGAAUGGUUUACCGGAUGUUGAUUCGGUGUUUUACUUCACUAGGAAAACGACUUUAGAAGCUUUUGAUAUUAGUUUCGAUGAGCAUUCUCCUAAAGUGGCUUUGCCUCAAGGUGUAAUGGUGCCAGUUAAUUCGUUUAACACUCUUUACCAUUCGUCGGCGUUUUGGGGGUUAAUGCUUCCUGUUUCGGUUAGUUCAAUGGCUUCUGAUGUGUUGAGAGGUUACUGGGGACAAAGGCUUUUGUGGGAGCUUGGUGGUUAUGUUGCUGUUUAUCCACCUACGGCUCACCGGUUUGAUAGAAUCGAGGCUUACCCUUUUACAGAGGAGAAGGAUCUUCAUGUCAACGUUGGUCGUUUGAUAAAAUUCUUACUUGCUUGGAGAUCUGAGAAGCAUAGUUUCUUUGAGACAAUCCUUGAUUUGAGCUUUGCUAUGGCUGAAGAAAAGUUUUGGACAGAGCAGGAUGUAAAAUUCACAGCUGCUUGGCUUCAGGAUUUGAUUGCUGUCGGGUACCAACAACCGAGAUUGAUGUCACUCGAAUUGGAUCGCCCGCGAGCAAGUAUCGGUCAUGGGGAUAGAAAAGAGUUUGUUCCUAGGAAGUUGCCUUCUGUUCAUCUGGGGGUUGAGGAAACCGGCACAGUGAGCACUGAAAUAGGGAAUUUGAUUAGGUGGAGGAAGAAUUUUGGAAAUGUUGUGCUUGUUAUGUUUUGUAGCGGUCCCGUUGAACGCACUGCACUAGAGUGGAGGUUACUUUAUGGCCGGAUAUUCAAAACCGUGGUGAUAUUGUCUUCUCAGAAGAACUCAGAUCUCUAUGUCGAAGAAGCCAAACUUGAUCACAUUUACAAGCAUCUACCAAAGAUAUUUGAUCGAUAUAGCAGUGCAGAAGGAUUUUUGUUUGUUGAAGACGAUACAGUUCUCAAUUACUGGAAUCUACUUCAAGCUGACAAGACUAAGAUCUGGACUACAGACAAGGUAUCUAAGUCAUGGACAUCAGUGAAACCGACCGGGAAGUCUGAUUGGUUUUCUGUACAAGCAGAGCUAGUGAAGAAAACUGUAAGUACAAUGCCGGCUCAUUUCCAAGUAAACUACAAGGAAUCUGCAAAGAACGAUCGGGAAACCUUAACAGUAUGCAGUUCAGAGGUAUUCUACGUGCCUAAACGACUUGUGACCGAUUUUGUUGAUCUUGUUGAUCUCGUGGGUGAUAUGGACUUGCACUACAAAGUGGCUGUGCCAAUGUUCUUCAUGUCGAUGGAUUCGCCUCAGAAUUUUGAUCCGGUUCUUGGUUCGAUGGUAUAUAAGAGGAAAUCACGGUCAUUUAACUCUUCUUCGAAUCUAUAUUCUGCUCAAGCACCUGCAGUUCACCCGUGGAGCAUAUCGAGCGAACAAGACUUCAUCAAACUGGUUCAGCAAAUGGCUGAAGGUGAUCCACUUCUGAUGGAAUUGGUAUGA